Molecule: messenger RNA, 1653 nt
Organism: Aspergillus oryzae RIB40
Lineage: Eukaryota; Fungi; Ascomycota; Eurotiomycetes; Eurotiales; Aspergillaceae
Exons: 7
Coding region: 1-1653 (550 amino acids)
Biological process (GO): amino acid transmembrane transport
Cellular component (GO): membrane
Molecular function (GO): amino acid transmembrane transporter activity
Source: RefSeq, a predicted model, not a curated record
AUGGCUAGCUUUGAUCAAGAGGCCAAAGAAGGCAAUGAUGCUAAGAAUCCAACGAACACUCCCGAUGCCCUGGCCGGGGAUGUUGAGGAAGCAAAUGGCAAUACACUUAAGAGGGCCCUCGAAGGCCGACACAUUCAGAUGAUCGCGAUGGGCGGAGCAAUUGGCGCAGGUCUGUUUGUCGGCUCAGGUGAAGCGCUUGCAAACGGUGGCCCUGCUUCUGUCCUGAUAGGUUAUCUUAUUGUGGGAGUUCUGCUGCUGUGCACAAUUAUGUCUCUCGGGGAACUAGCCAUUAUGUAUCCGAUUAAUGGAGCUUUCUAUCAAUAUAGCACUCGGUUCAUAGAUCCUUGUUGGGGCUUUGCGAUCGGUUGGGCGUAUUCCCUCGGCUGGCUUGUCACUUUACCCUUUGAAAUUACUGCAGCCAGUUUAACAAUCGAAUACUGGAACUCGGACUUGAAUCCCGCAAUAUUCGUUAGUAUCUUCCUAAUUGUGCUGGUCAUAAUUCAAGUCUUUGGAGUGCGCGGUUACGGCGAGGUGGAAUUUGUACUUUCCAUAAUCAAGGUGAUAGCAUGUAUAGGGCUGAUCAUUCUGGGGAUCAUUAUCAAUACCGGUGGCGUCCCUGGCAGUCCUCAAGGAUAUAUUGGUGGAAAAUAUUGGCGUGAUCCGGGCGCCUUUGCAAACGGGUUCAAAGGGUUCUGCGCGGUAUUUGUGAAUGCGGCAGUAGCUUUUAGUGGUACAGAACUCGUCGGUCUCGCAGCGGCAGAGACAAAGAAUCCCCAGAAAACCCUUCCCACGGCCACGAAGCAGGUCCUGUGGCGCGUGACCAUAUUCUACAUUGUGAACCUCCUCAUCGUCGGUCUCAACGUUCCACACAAUAGCCCCCAGCUGCUCGGCUCAGGUGACGCAGCGAGUUCCGCUGGAGUCAGCGCAAAUGCCAGUCCCUUUGUCCUGGCCAUUCAAGAUGCUGGCAUCCACGUCCUGCCGUCAAUUAUCAACGCAGUCGUCCUGAUUUCCAGUCUGAGUGUGGCCAAUUCUUCAACAUUCGCCUCUACAAGAACGCUACAAGCCCUAGCCGCCGAUGGAGGCGCCCCGUCAUUUUUCGCCUAUAUCGAUAAGGCCGGUCGCCCUCUGGCCCCAAUCGCUCUCCAGGUGCUCUUCGGCUUCCUAGCAUACCUCCAGUUCGCGUCUUCCGGUCUAACUAUAUUCAACUGGCUGCUUUCUAUUGCUGGCGUGUCAACUGUAAUGAUGAACCUGAGUAUCAACAUGGCCCACAUCCGGUUUCGUCUGGCUCUAAAGGCCCAGAAUCGCAGCACGGACGAAAUUCCAUGGAAGUCCACCCUGGGAACCGUGGGAAGCUCUAUUGGAGCUUUUCUUUCCGCUAUUGCUCUUGUUGCGAUGUUUUAUUCCGCGCUUUAUGCACCGGGUGGGGACCCCCCAAGCGCAUUCAAUUUCUUCCAGCAAUAUCUCGCUGGAUUUAUGGGCCUCGUUCUAAUGAUCUUCUGGAAAGUGUGGAAUCGGCAGUGGUGGCUUGGAGUCCCCCUCCGGCAGAUUGAUCUAGACACUGGCAGGCGAUUUAUGGAAAUGGAGCAGGUUACUCCAGAUGAAACGGGAGAAAGCCUUCCCUGGUGGAAGAGAGCGAAACAGACAAUCUGCUGA